Messenger RNA from Closterium sp. Naga37s-1, 930 nucleotides. NCBI's taxonomy places the organism in Eukaryota, Viridiplantae, Streptophyta, Zygnematophyceae, Desmidiales, Closteriaceae. The record is from the annotation of a GenBank genome assembly.
AUGAAAAAGGAUGCGGAAGUUGCCUGUGCUGCCCCCGAGCCCGGUCCGACUGACGACGGCACCAUCGGCGGCAAAGAAGAUCCUUGGCGAGGGAGCGUGAGUCUUGCCGUCCAGUCGGCGGAGAGAGAGGGCUCGGCGACAGGGAGAAAGCACGGCGACUCUCCCUGUGACGAGCACGCCGCAACCGUGGAGUCCGAGGCGGAGGCAUCGCAGCACCAUCUGACGCUGCUCCACCCGUCCGUGGUCGAAGUUUCUGCUGCCGUGGUAGAUAAGGACAAGGAUGCUGCGCACGACUCUUCGGAGGAGCCUAAACACGGCAUCGCCGACGUCGGAGGCUCACCUCCCUCUAGUGGACGUGGGAGGCGUAGGCAGAGGAAGAGCGAUGGGGAGGAGGAGUAUGACACCGCCGUGGCGGGGGACAUCCCUACGCGGGCGAAGAGGAGGCAGACGACAGCCAGUGGUGACGACGCCGGUGGUGCUGAAGUUGGGACAACGCGAGGCGCCAGGGAAGCAAGUGGCAAGGCGACGGGUCAAGCAUUGCGCCAUGAGGAGGAGGAGGCUGAUGAGGAGGAAGAUGAUGAGGAAGAGGAGGAUGAGGAGGAUGCGGAGGAGGAGGACGCGGAUGUAGGGGAGGAGGAAAAAGAUGAGGAUGAUGAGGAGGAGGACGAAGAUGAGGAGGAGGAGGAGGAUGAGGAGGGGGACGACGAGGAUGAGGAGGAGGUCGACGAAGAGGGGGACGACGAGGAUGAGGGGGACGAGCAUGAGGAGGAGGAGGAGGAGGAGGAGGAGGAGGAGGAGGAGGAGGAGGAGGAGGAGGAGGAGGAGGAAGGGGCGGAAGAGGAAGAGGAGGAGGAUGUGGCAGCAGGGAAAGGACAGGGCGCGCGAGGCAGACGGGGGAGUGGUACAGGGAAGGCAUUGGGCCACCGGUAA